AUGCCGCCCCGCGCCCAAGCCGGGCCAUCCAAAACGCGCGCGGCGCGCUCAUCAGCUGCUGCGCCGGCCAAGGCUUCUCCCGCAAAGUCGCGCGCUCGCGGUGCUGCCGCGGCGCCGGAAUCUGCCCCCGAACCCCGCCGUUCUGGACGUGUGACACGCUCAAUGUCGGCGUCGGUCCCACCCGAGGACCCUGGACCGCGCAAGCCCGCAGCACGGAAACGCGCUGCGUCGCCGGUUGAGGAGGAGGACGAGGACGAGUUCCAGGUCGGCGGCGACCUCGAGCUCAGUGACGAGGGGGAGGGCGAUGAGGAGGAGGAAGGGGACGAGGACGAGUUCCCCGAACUCGACAGCGGGAGUGACGGAGAUGUAGAGGAGGAGGACAGCGAUGACGACGAGAUCGACGACGAGGAAGACGGCUCCGAGUCGGGAUACAACUCGUCAGACAUUGAGCGGAUGUACGAGGACGGUGACGACGAGUCGCCCGCGACGUCUGUGAUCUCGGAUUCCGAGGACGACGAGACCAAGGCACUUCCCGUCGAUGAGCGGCUGUCGCGCAUGAUUGAGCGCAACACGAUCAAGCCCGAUGACUCUGUCGGCGCCGAAGGCCAGCUCUCCCACGCCAAGGAGGGCGUCGGCCGCCUCGUGCCAUCCACCCUCGUUCCUGGUGGUUACAGGCGCAAGUAUCGCGACAUUGAGGCUGGGUAUGGAUCCGAGAGCAGUACCGAGGACCACCCGAACACGAUCGGCAACGUCCCGAUGGAGUGGUACGACGACCUCCCGCACAUCGGGUACGAUGUGGAGGGGCGCAAGAUCUUCCGCCCGGCUAAGGGCGACGAGCUGGACAAGUUCCUUGCCAACACGACGACUCUCGGUGCAUGGACGAGUGCAGAGGACAAGCUCAUGGGCUCGAAUGUCGAGCUCACGGACAAGGAGCUUGAUAUUAUCCGUCGCCUCCAGAACGCUGAGAACCCCGACGCCGACUAUGACCCGUACCAGCCGACUAUUGAGUGGUUCACUGGCGAGGGCAUGGAACGUACCAUGCCUCUCAGUGCUGCUCCCGAGCCCAAGCGCCGUUUCGUCCCCUCCAAGUGGGAGCACGAGAAGGUCAUGAAGAUUGUGCGUGCGAUCCGCGCGGGCCGCAUCGUGCCCGGCAAGCCGGCGGCCGAGAAGCCCAAGGUGUACGGUAUCUGGAGCGAGGCGGACCAGCCCCACGCCGACCACGCAAUGUACAUGCCUGCGCCACAGCUGCCGCCUCCUCGCACGGCCGAGUCGUACAACCCUCCUGAGGAGUAUAUCCCGACCGAAGAGGAGCGCAAGGAGUGGGAGGAGAUGGACAAGGAGGACCGCAAGACCGACUUCCUUCCUGCCAAGUAUGACGCACUCCGCAAGGUUCCGGGCUACAAGAACCUCGUGCAGGAAAAGUUUGAGCGCUGCCUUGACCUGUACCUUGCGCCACGCACGCGCAAGGUCAAGCUUAACAUUGACCCAGAGAGCCUGAUCCCCAAGAUGCCCGCGCCACGCGAGCUCCGCCCCUUCCCUACCACCGGAUGCGUGCAGUACCGCCACCCCGGGAGCACGCGGGUGCGUUGUGUUUCGCUGUCGCCCACUGGCGACUGGCUCGCGAGCGGGAGCGAGGACGGUGUCGUGCGUCUCUGGGACGUGGGCAACGGUCGCGAGGUAUGGCGCUGGAACCUCAAGGGCGGGGCGGUACAAACUGUCGCGUGGAGCCCGAACGCCGAUGAGGCGCUUCUCCUGGCGCUCGUCGAGGGUCGUAUUGUUCUUCUCUCGCCUCUCGCACUGGUGGCACCAGCAGUGGCCGCUGCUACGCUCACCCACGCCAACGUCGGCUUUGCGUCGAGCGCCGCCUCGACCAAGACAACUGGCAAGACGGGCACUGAGGCCAUCAAGUGGGUCCGCCCUGGCGAGACGCAGCGUGAGCGCGGUGAGCUCGUCUACGUCGAUGUGCCAGGAACACCUCGUGCCGCUGCCUGGCACCGUAAGGGCGACUACUUUGCGACGGUGGCUUCCGAGGCCGCGAACAAGUCUGUGCUUAUCCACCAACUGGGCAAACACGCGUCCCAGUCUCCGUUCCGUAAGACGCAGGGCACGGUCCAGCGCGUCGCGUUCCACCCGUCCAAGCCGUGGUUUUUCGCCGCCACUCAACGCUACGUUCGUGUCUAUGACCUUGCGGCUCAAAAGUUGGUCCGGACCCUCCAAACGGGUCUCAAGUGGAUUUCCAGCCUUGACAUCCACCCCGGCGGCGACAACUUGAUUGUUGGGAGCUACGACAAAAAGUUGGCGUGGUUUGACAUGGAUCUCGGAACAAAGCCCUUCCGAACGCUGCGAUACCACUCGCGCGCUCUGCGCGCUGUCUCGUUCCACCCCCGCCUGCCACUUUUCGCCAGUGCCAGCGACGACGGAACGAUCCACGUCUUCCACGCCACGGUUUAUGCCGAUCUCACCAAGAACCCCCUCAUUGUACCGCUCAAGAUCCUGCGCGGGCACCGGAUCACGGACGGCCUGGGCGUACUGGACCUGCAGUGGCAUCCCGAGAAACCUUGGCUCGUGAGCUCGGGCGCCGACGGCGAGUGCAGGUUGUGGUGCUCGUGA
Molecule: messenger RNA, 2610 nt
Organism: Cutaneotrichosporon cavernicola
Lineage: Eukaryota; Fungi; Basidiomycota; Tremellomycetes; Trichosporonales; Trichosporonaceae
Gene: ERB1
Exons: 2
Coding region: 1-2610 (869 amino acids)
Biological process (GO): maturation of LSU-rRNA from tricistronic rRNA transcript (SSU-rRNA, 5.8S rRNA, LSU-rRNA); ribosome biogenesis
Cellular component (GO): PeBoW complex; preribosome, large subunit precursor
Molecular function (GO): ribonucleoprotein complex binding; protein binding
Source: RefSeq, a predicted model, not a curated record